UUCACUGUCCAUUCCUUAUUUGGUUCCGUUUUUUGUUCUCAACGUAUUUCAAGCUCUCCCGCCUCCCCAGAGAGAGCUUGCAAGUCUUUAUAUGGAUAGACCAUGAAUGCAAGAAGUACAUUGGGUGGAGCGUUGAUGGUAAAAUAAUAGAUCGAUACUGAGCUCAAAACUCCACGAAUUUGCAACAUUUCGAACUACAAGGAGGAAAUAUGCCUUUUGAGGCCUUGGAUUGGUUCUGCCAGCCGGUGGCAAAUAGUAUAUGGGCAAAAGCAGUUGAUAGUGCCUUCGGGUCGUACACACCUUGUGCAAUUGACUCUCUAGUGGUAUCUUCUUGUCAUUUGGUACUUCUUGGGCUUUGCUUCUACAGAACGUGGCUGAUUUUGAAGGAUGCUAAAGUGAAGAGGUUUCGUUUGACCUCUAAUUGUUAUAAUUACAUGCUUGCUGUGAUUGCUGGUUGUUGUUUUGUUGUGCCUUUACUAAGGUUAUCCAUGGGUAUAGCGAUUUUUAGCCUUGACGAUCAGACUGGCUUUGCUCCUUUUGAGGUGAUUUGCUCAAUCGUGGAGUCUCUUUCUUGGUGCUCGGUGUUAGUGAUGAUUGUUGUGGAGACUAAAAUUUAUAUCCGUGAAUUCCGUUGGUACAUACGAUUUGGACUAAUCUAUGUUAUGGUAGGGGAUGUUGUGCUAUUAAAUCUUGUACUCCCACUUUCAGAUUACUAUAGCAGUGCAGAUCUCUGUAUGAUCAUCACCACAUUUUCUUUCCAGGUGCUUUUUGCAGUACUUCUUCUUGCUUAUGUCCCUAAUUUGGAACCAUAUCCUGGUUAUGUUGUCAUGCAAUCUGAGUAUGUUGACAACAUGGACUAUGAAACACUUCCGGGAGAAGAGCAUGUCUGUCCCGAGAGGCACGCUAAUCUCUUUUCUAGAAUAUAUUUUGGGUGGGUGACUCCACUUAUGAAGCAGGGCUAUCGAAAACCUAUAGCCGAAAAGGAUAUUUGGAGGUUGGACGUCUGGGAUCGAACCGAGACACUAAUUGGAAGGUUCCAGAGAUGCUGGGCUGCAGAAGUUCAAAUGCCUAAGCCUUGGCUCUUAAGAGCAUUGAAUCGAAGCCUCGGAAGAAGGUUCUGGUUGGGAGGUUUUUUCAAGGUUGGCAAUGACCUCUCUCAGUUUGUUGGGCCGAUAAUAUUGAACCAUUUAUUACAGUCGAUGCAACGGGGAGAUCCAACUUGGAUUGGUUUCGUGUAUGCAUUCGCAAUUUUCGUUGGUGUGUCAUCUGGAGUGCUAUGCGAAGCUCAGUACUAUCAGAAUGUUAUGCGAGUUGGUUUUCAACUCAGGUCUACUCUGGUGGCUGCUAUUUUUCGCAAAUCACUCAGAUUGACUCAUGAGGGGCGCAAGAAUUUCCCAUAUGGGAAAAUUACAAAUAUGAUAUCAACAGAUGCUAACGCCCUUCAACAAAUAUGUCAACAGCUUCAUGGGAUAUGGUCUGCCCCAUUUCGUAUUAUCAUGUCAAUGAUUCUUCUAUACCAGCAAUUGGGUGUUGCUUCACUUUUUGGGGCUUUAACUCUAGUCUUGACGGUUCCUAUGCAGACUGUAAUUUUUAGUAAAAUGCGAAAACAAACAAAGAAGGGACUUCAGGGGACAGAUAAAAGGGUUGAACUCACAAAUGAAAUUUUAGCAGCCAUGGACACUGUGAAAUGCUAUGCAUGGGAAGCAAGCUUUUCAUCCAGAGUUCAAGAAAUAAGGAAUGAUGAGCUCUCGUGGUUUCGUAAGGCACAAUUACUUUAUGCGUUAAACGGUUUUAUUAUGAAUAGCCUCCCAGUGUUUGUAACUGUAAUUUCCUUUGGGGUAUUCACAUUGCUUGGUGGAGAUCUGACUCCUGCAAGGGCCUUUACAUCACUUUCCCUGUUUGCAGUGCUUCGUUCUCCUCUAAACAUGCUUCCUAAUUUAUUAAGUCAGGUUGUAAAUGCACAUGUAUCAUUACAGCGUAUGGAGGAACUCUUCUUGACUGAAGAGAGAAUUCUUGCCCCAAAUCCACCGCUGGAACCUGGGCUUCCAGCAAUAUCCAUAAAAAAUGGAUGUUUUUCAUGGGAUUCCAAGGUAGAGAAGCCGACAUUAUCUAAUGUCAAUUUGCAUAUAGAAGUUGGCAGCUUAGUUGCAGUGGUUGGAGGUACUGGCGAAGGAAAAACGUCACUUAUAAUGGCAAUGCUAGGGGAGCUGCCUCCCUUGGCAGACACAAACAUUGUUGUCAGAGGGACAGUGGCUUAUGUUCCUCAGGUGUCAUGGAUUUUCAAUGCCACUGUUCGUGACAAUAUAUUAUUCGGAUCGGAGUUUGAAUCAAACCGUUAUUGGAAGGCCAUUGAUGUCACUUCCUUGCAACAUGAUCUUGAAUUGCUUCCUGGUCGUGAUCACACCGAGAUUGGUGAAAGAGGUGUAAACAUAAGUGGUGGUCAAAGACAACGAGUUUCUAUGGCUAGAGCUGUAUAUUCGAAUUCUGAUGUUUACAUUUUUGAUGAUCCUUUAAGUGCUCUAGAUGCUCAUGUUGGUCAGCAGGUUUUUAACAGAUGUAUCAAGGAAGAGUUGGGAGGGAAAACCAGGGUGCUUGUCACAAACCAAUUACAUUUUCUUCCCCAGGUCGACAAAAUUAUUCUGAUUUCCGAAGGCAUUGUUAUAGAGGAAGGAACCUUUGAGAAACUCUCCAGAAACAGCAAACAUUUCCAGAAGCUAAUGGAAAAUGCCGGGAAACUGGAAGAACAAAUGGAAGAAAAACAAUACAAUAAACACCAUUACCAAGAAAGUCCGAUGCCUCCUAAUGGUGGACUCGGGAAUAAAUUUCCAGAAGACACAAGUUAUGCAAGAAAACGGAAAGGAAAGAACUCUGUACUAAUCAAGAAGGAGGAGAGAGAGACAGGAGUAGUAAGUUGGAAGGUGUUAAUGAGGUAUAAGGAUGCAUUAGGAGGUACUUGGGUAGUUAUCGUACUCUUUUCAUUUUAUCUGCUGAUAGAAGUCCUUCGAGUUUCGACUAGCACAUGGUUAAGCUUUUGGACAAAGAAAAGCACUUCAGAAAAUUAUAACGCUGGAUACUACAAUCUCAUCUAUACAGCGUUGUCCUUUGGCCAGGUGACCUUUACACUAGCAAACUCUUAUUGGUUAAUCAUUUCAAGCCUUCGUGCGUCUAGAAAAUUGCACGAUUUCAUGCUAAAUUCAAUUCUAAGAGCUCCAAUGGUGUUCUUCCAUACCAAUCCAAUUGGACGAAUUAUCAAUAGGUUUGCCAAAGAUCUUGGAGACAUUGAUCGUACUCUUGCCAAUAUUAUGAGUGCGUUUCUUGGACAACUGUGGCAACUACUGUCAACUUUUGUUCUAAUAGGUCUUGUGAGCCCAAUCUCCCUAUGGGCCAUUACGCCGCUAUUGAUUGUGUUUUAUGCAGCCUAUUUAUAUUAUCAGAGUACCUCACGUGAAGUCAAACGCUUGGAUUCGAUUACUAGAUCUCCGGUGUAUGCUCAAUUUGGGGAAGCGUUAAAUGGUCUGUCAACUAUUCGUGCAUACAAGGCAUAUGAUCGAAUGGAAAGCAUCAACGGGAGGUUCGUGGAUAAUAACAUCAGGUUUACUCUUGCAAAUAUCAGUUCGAAUCGCUGGCUCACAAUAAGGUUGGAAACAUUAGGAGGCCUUAUGAUCUGGUUGACAGCAACUUUUGCUGUCUUGCAGAAUGCAAGAGAAGAAAACCAGGUGGCCUUUGCAUCUACGAUGGGAUUACUUUUAAGUUAUACCCUAAACAUCACAAACUUGUUAAGUGGUGUUCUAAGACAAGCAAGUAGGGCUGAAAAUGGUUUAAACGCUGUUGAACGUGUUGGCAUAUACAUCGAUUUGCCUUCAGAGGCUCCAGCUAUAAUCGAGUAUAACCGCCCCCCUUCUGGUUGGCCUUCAUCUGGAUCGAUUCAUUUUGAGGAUGUUGUCUUACGUUAUAGGCCUGGACUUCCUCCAGUCUUGCAUGGGCUAUCCUUUAAUAUUUUACCAACUGACAAGCUAGGAAUAGUUGGAAGAACUGGUGCAGGAAAAUCAAGCAUGUUGAAUGCAUUAUUUCGAAUUGUAGAGAUCGAACUAGGACGAAUAACAAUUGAUGGCUAUGACAUUGCUAAGGUUGGGCUAACAGAUUUGCGGAAAUCUCUAACUGUUAUACCUCAAUCACCAAUUCUUUUUUCAGGAACUGUACGUUUUAAUCUCGAUCCGUUCUGUGAACAUAAUGAUGCUGACUUGUGGGAGGCUCUUGAGAGAGCACAUCUUAAGGAUGUAAUUAUGAGAAGCUCUUUUGGCUUGGAUUCUGAGGUUUCGGAAGGAGGAGAAAAUUUCAGCGUUGGACAAAGGCAACUGAUAAGCCUUGCUAGAGCGUUGUUGAGAAGAUCAAAGAUAAUUGUUCUUGAUGAAGCAACGGCAGCUGUUGAUGUUAACACAGACUCUCUGAUACAGAAAACCAUCCGUGAGGAGUUCAAAUCAUGCACUAUGCUGAUAAUUGCUCAUCGGUUAAACACGAUUAUUGACUGUGAUCGGAUUCUCGUGUUGGAUAAGGGUCAGGUCAUAGAAUAUGAUGCCCCUGAAAAGCUGCUUUCAAAUGAAGAAAGCGCUUUCUAUAGAAUGGUUCAAAGUACAGGGCCUGCAAAUGCCCAGUACUUAUGCAGCUUAGUUCUUGGAAAAGAAGAGACCAAUCCACGUGAUGAAAACCAGUUACUUCAGAAUGGUCAUGGGAGAUGGCUAGCAAAAACCCACUGGAUGACUGCUGCUCAAUUUGCUCUGUCCAGAAGUCUUGCUGCCUCUCAAAAUGAUCUCAGAAGGCCAGACAUUGAUACUGUUUAUGGGAAUGAUAUCAUUGGGAAAGCAAAAGAUGCAGUUCUAACGCUGCAUGGAGUUUUGGAGGGGAAACACGAUGGACUAAUCGACGAAGUACUAACUAGAGACUCGAUUCCUAGAUACGGUUGGUGGUCGUCUUUCUACCGAACAAUUGAAGGGCUGGCUGUGAUGAGCAGAUUGCACAAUUACAACAAGCUUGGUGAUGGUGAAGAUGAUGAAGCUGAAGAGAGGCCGUUUGAUUGAAACCAAAGUUCUUUAUUGUUAUCAUUUUGGAAUAAAACCAUGUUCUUGUCGUCUUCUUGGUCGAGAGAGAUAUUUUAGUUAAUAUUCCUCGUAUCAAAUUAAGCUUAAUGAUACAGUUAAAAAUUAAUAAAAGUUGACAAUGUUUUGAGGGG
Molecule: messenger RNA, 5227 nt
Organism: Cucurbita maxima (winter squash)
Lineage: Eukaryota; Viridiplantae; Streptophyta; Magnoliopsida; Cucurbitales; Cucurbitaceae
Product: ABC transporter C family member 12-like
Exons: 28
Coding region: 210-5075 (1621 amino acids)
Biological process (GO): transmembrane transport
Cellular component (GO): membrane
Molecular function (GO): ABC-type transporter activity; ATP binding; ATP hydrolysis activity
Source: RefSeq, a predicted model, not a curated record